CGUGGAUCAUCAUGGCUGCCUGUACAAACAACGUGGAAUUGGGAUUCGUUGAAAAAUCACCACCGUGGCGUCUGCUCAGUCAAUUUUUCCCAAGUAAAGUAGGUGGAAAGCCAGCAUGGUUGAAUCUCAAGGAGGUCCCGAAAUCUAAAAAUUUGUUUUGUCCCAAUUGCAACAAAACAAUGACAUUUUUACUGCAAAUAUAUUGCCCACCACCAACCGGCGACGAGGAUGACGCGACCGCAGAAGCGACGGCGCAGAGCACCUGUUUCCACCGCACGCUGUACGUCUUCUGCUGCAGAGAAGCGACUUGUCACCAAACAUCAAAUUCGGAAGACCAAAAAAGUCCAUUUGCAAUCUUUCGGUGUCAGCUAGAGAGGAGAAAUGAUUUCUACAGUUAUGAACCACCGGAUGAAGACAGUCAAGUUCCAGAAAAGGACAUAAUUUCUCCCAAGCAGUUUGAUGUUUUGUUGUGUGACGUUUGCGGGUGCAAUGCAGGUGACAGGAAAUGUGGCAAAUGUCAGAAGGCAGUAUACUGCUGCAAAGACCAUCAAGUUAUGGAUUGGAAAAUCGGUCAUAAAGCAAAAUGUGGCAAGGAAUUUGGUCUUCAUGAUGCCACUCCCCCAGCCAACAAUAAAUUCCUCUUUCCAGAGUUUGAACUUGUGACAGAACCAGAAAGUGAGGAAUAUGCUGCUCAAGAAGCAGAAGAGAACAUAGAGAAGGGUUCUAGUAAUGAAGACCUUAGACUAGUUGGUGCCGGUCUGGUCCAAACUGCAGUAGAACUGGAGAAUGGCUACAUGAGCACCAAGGAUCUUGAUAGAAUGGCUAGGAAAGAGACAGAUGAUGAUGUACAGUUCAUGAACUUUAAGAAGAGGAUUUCUCAUGAUCCUGAUCAAGUUCUACGGUAUCAGAAGGGCGGUCGACCCCUCUUCGUAUCUGCAAAUGAUCAGCCAAGUGAAAAGGAUAUCGUGCCUUGUUCCUGUGGGGCAAAAAGACAAUUUGAAUUCCAGAUUAUGCCCCAGCUCCUCACCCACUUGGAAGUAGAUAGCCUUGAUGCAAGUAUUGAUUGGGGGACACUGUUGAUUUACACCUGUUCAAAGAGCUGUACAGAAGGACCCCCCUACCAUCCGGAAUUCUUAUGGAAGCAAGACUAUCACAACUCGUCCAUCUCAUGAUGUCCUGGUGACACUAGAUUGACAAACGGCCUAGGAAGACGACUAAAGCAGGUUACAAACCCAACUACAGUGCGAACUCUGUAAAUGUUGGUCAUUUAGACUAUCAAAAUUGUGUUAUUUUAUGUUUACAUGACAAUACAAAAUAUCAAAUCAAUAUGAAUAAGGAAUUACUUAUGUUCAUUGGAUGCAGAGUUUCCACUUCAAAUGGUACCCUAAAAUGCAAUAAUUGAAAGAAAAAAAAAUUCAUUCAUUCAUUUAGCAGCUCAAAGUUAUUGAGAUGCAUAGAGUAUUUUUUUCUUUAUCAAACAAAUAUUUAUUUACAUUAGACUGAUUAGUCUAGCAAAGUGAAUGAUGAGAGAGAGGAAUUGUGAUUACCUUAUAUUUAUGCACAGUUUUCUUUUCGCCUGUGCUGGUUUGGCUUAUGCUGGUUUUUACUUUUACAGUAAAAUUCCAGACAUCAUUGAAAGAGACACUAAAAUAUAUAUUUUUCUAGGAUAAAGACGUGCAAAAAGAAAAAUAGGCAAAGAAGCGAGGCAUCUGUUGUAGACGUAUGAUUAGUACUCUGAAUGCAAUACAGCUAAUGAGUACUAUAACAGGUAACAUAAAUGCAUCCUCUUCUUUCCAAGACAUUGAGCAGGAGACCGUUUUCAAUCAUGCUCAUCAUCAAAUGAUGGUGAACUUCCUGGCUGGUCCUAUGAGGCUUGUCUGGCGUCACUGGCCAUGAAGGCCGAGAAUUCUGACAGAAAGUCACCACAAAAAUCCUAUGAAAAACAAAUAAUAUAUAAUAUAAUAACGAGAAUAGUAAUCAGAGUUUGUAUGGUAUGGUUUUGUGUAGUACACUAGUUUAAAAAAAAACCUGUAAAUGAAAGACUUUAUUCUAAACAAAACUUAGAAAAGUUUACAGCUUGCUCAAGAUUUGUCCUGCACAAAAAAAAGAAGAAAUAAGUGAUGUCUCAAGUGAACAGUAUAUUCUCUUUCCUUUACGUAUUUCUAUAAAUACUUGCUUGAAUUUUUUUACAUGUGGAAAACCAAAAUUAAUAUCAAUCUUUUUAAAUAAUGUGAAUCCUGCCAAACAUUUCCAAAUAGGUCUGAUUGGGGGAAUUAUAGAAAAGUGAUAAAAUAACCAGCUUAGAAAAGAGGAACUUUGGGAGGAAAUUUUUUUUAACCAAGUAGGUAUACAUUUUGAUGAGGGCUAAUGGAUUAAAAUUAGGAUAGAGGCCUUCGUGUACGUACAUAAACAUUUCUGACGUGGUUGAACACCGAUUUGUACUUUGACACGAUCAUAUCACCAUUCCCAUCCAGGUUUGACGCAGAAACGAUCCAAUUAAUCUGUAUUGAUGCCUUUAAUUGAGCCGUAUGUCCAACAACAGGCGCAAAGCAAUGGCGGUUUAACUGUAAAAGAAGCAAAUGAAUAAGAUUCAUCUUUACAAUGAACCAAGAUAAUUUUGAACCAAGUAGGUAUUGGUUUGAGUGAGGGCUAAUGGAAUUAGCCACAUUUUGGAAAAAACAGCCUUCAUGUACUUGUACAUCUCUGAUGUGGUUGAACACUGACUUAUACUUUGAUACCCCUGAUCAUAUCGCCAUUCCCAUCUGGAGUUGAUGCACCUGACCAGUAUAUAUGGGUCACCAUUGACUCUUUCCACAUAUGGGUCACAUAUCAGUUCUUAAGCUUUGUAAAGGCUGUGAAAUUCUUUUUCCUGUAAACAGAUUUGUUUUGGUGAGGUCCAAUAGAAUUUGCCACAUUUAGGAAACAAGCCUUCAUGUACAUCUCUGAUGCGGUUGAACACCGACUUGUACUUUGAUACCAUCAUAUUGCCAUUCCCAUCUGGAGUUGAUGCACCUGACCAGUAUAUAUGUAGGUCACCAUUGACUCCUUCCACAUGUUGGUCACUUCACAGUUCUUGAGCUUUGAGAUGGCUGUGAACUUCUUUUUCCUGUAAAUUGAUUUGUUUCAAGUGGACAGUAUUCACAAAGGUUUCAAUCUAAAACUUCUAUUUUCCUAUUGAGUUAACAUUACAUCUACUGUUAUUUUCUAUGUACAUGUGAUUUUUAUGCACAAAAUCCCUCUUGUAGCUGUGUCAGCUACAUUAGGGUUGAAAAAUUGCAAACACACACUUCUAAUGUCUCUGUCUAGUAAAAGAUCACAACAGAAAUGAUCCAGUUAAUCUGUAUUGAAGCCUUUAAUUGAGCCCUAUUUCCAUCAAUUGACAUAUAGCAACAGUGGUUUAACUGUAAUAGGAACAAUUAAAUAAGGUUCUUCUAUAAAAUGAACCCAGUAGAUAUAGGUUUUGUUCUAUAAAAUGAACCCAGUAAGAUAUAGGUUUUGGUGAGGUCCAAUAGAAUUUGCCGCAUUUAGGAAACAAGCCUUCAUGUACAUCUCUGAUGCGGUUGAACACCGACUUGUACUUUGACACCAUCAUAUUGCCAUUCCCAUCUGGAGUUGAUGCAACUGACCAGUAUAUAUGGGUCACCAUUGACUCCUUCCACAUGUGGGUCACUUAACAGUUCUUGAGCUUUGAGAUGUCUGUGAUAUUCCUCUUCCUGUGAAUAGAUUUGUUAUAAGUGGACAGGAUUCACUAAGGUCUCAAUCUGAUAACUGCACAGCGAUGUAGAAAUUGGUCAUACCUGGCAUAUUUGCUCUCUUCUCGCAUGGAUCCUUUACAGAAUCUACAGUUGUCUAGUAGGUUAUCCUAUGAUAGUAUAGCAUGACUUAAUCAUUUGAUCCUCUAAACAUUGACAUAUAUUUAUUCUUGUUCUUCUCAAUGAUUGAAAAAGAUGGUCUACAGCAUCAUCCAGUCCAUUGAUCCCAGAGGCAUGCUGGAGAGCAGUUCUGCAUCUUUGGAUUGAGUCUGGAAGUCAUCGUCAGGGUCAUUCCUCUCGACACUAUCGUUGCCAUUGUUGUUGCUGUUGUCAGUUUCACCUUCUCUUUGGACCUCUUUAUCAGGUGGUAGACUGGUAUAUUCUAUACAACCUUACGUCUAUAUGGCGAAAUCUGUUGGCCGGCCAUACCUGUAUGGUUUUUCACGUUCUGAUUGGUUAAAACUAUACAACUUUGUAUAAUAAUGGCACCAAUGGCCCGCCAUACAAGCUGCGCAUUGAUGGCCUUCAUUUUCAUUUCCAUCAGGGCAUAGCUUCCAUAUUUGGCUGAGUGCCUUGGUGAAUCUGCAUCUCCUCCCAAGACCAACUUUUCUCCUUCUGACUGUCUGAGGAGAGACCUUUGUUCUCAUUCGUAGACCCUUAUGAUGGCAGGUUGUUGGUAGGUUGACUGGUACUCCAGAAAGGUGUUAUUGGUGAUCGCCUUCAGAUUCAUAUGGUGGAGUACAUGUAAGACCUUGGUUAGACUUGCUCCAGCAUACAAUAUUGCCUCAGACGGCAGAUUUCUAGUGGCAGCAUUCCCAAUCUUUAGGGGAUAUAGAAAUAAUAGAGACAAUGUCCUCUUUGAUGGCAGGUGUCACUGUUUCGGAGAGGAACUCUUGCCUGUAUUACACUUAUUUGCAUAUAUUUGGGUCUGAAGGACUUUUCCCUGCAGAUGAACAUUUUG
This is a messenger RNA of Lytechinus pictus (painted urchin), 4713 nucleotides long. RefSeq names its product programmed cell death protein 2-like. Bases 12 to 1172 code for a protein of 386 amino acids. The record is from RefSeq and is a predicted model, not a curated record. The transcript is spliced from 4 exons. Gene Ontology annotation, cellular component: cytoplasm; nucleus. Lineage: Eukaryota; Metazoa; Echinodermata; Echinoidea; Temnopleuroida; Toxopneustidae.